CUAUAGGGUCGAAAAAUUCAAACACGUAGAAUUUUAUAUAGAAAUGAUGUUUCUACCUGAAAAAUAGAAAACAAAAGAAAAAGAAAAAUGUAAUUUUAUAAUCUGUCUUGCAUACAUUUCUGCACAAACUCUGAUUAUAUAUAAUCAUUGCUUGCUUCUUUACAAAUUCGACUCAUAAAGACUCCAUUCAUUUUUAACUAAUUCUCUCUCUCUUUACUCUUCAGAAUCCCACAGUUUCAAAGCUCUCUCAGGUCCCUCUUUCUCUUUCUCUUCAUUUUCAUGCAAUAUAUUGAGGAUAAGAAUGCGGGUAAAGGAAAUGCACCCUUUGUGCUGCAUAACGUUGGAGAGUCAAGGAAUUGGGAACGGUUCGCCGGAGCCGAUGCUAUUGAGAACUGGGUCGGCGGUGGCGAACUCCAGAGGUGGAUCUGAAGUCAAUGCCGGAGGAUCUCAAGUCAACAGCAGUAGCACCACAACGAGUGUGGCUGGGAUCCUCUACAAAUGGACGAACUACGGCAAAGGGUGGCGAUCCCGGUGGUUUACCCUACGCAGCAACGGCGUACUGUCAUACUCAAAAACACGCCGCCCCGACAUAGUCUCCGGCGAUGACGUCAUUCUCAUCGGCCACGUCAAGCCACCUACUAGUCGUAAACGCAGCAAAGCCGUUGGCACCGUGCAUUUAAAGAUCUCGUCAUUUCGUGAGAGUAAAUCAGAUGAUAGGCGAUUUUACUUAUUUACGGCUACAAAGACACUUCAUUUACGGACUAAUACAAACAAAGAAAGAGCGGCUUGGAUACGUGCUUUGAUUUCAACAAGAAGCCUCUUUUCCUUGAUACCACUGAAUGACAAUAUCCCCAUUCUUACUAGAGAUUUAUCAGUAUCGACUGAAAGGCUAAAGGAACGCUUGCUUGAAGAGGGAAUUGGCGAGGGACUUGUCAAGGAUUGCGAGCAGAUCAUGCUCUCAGAAUUUUCAGAAAUACAGGGACAGUAUCAAGUUCUUUGCGAUGAGCGCUCCAAUUUGCUGGACACAUUAAGACAGUUAGAGGCAGCGAAUAUUGAAGCUGAAGCCUCUGGAAUUAAUGAUGGUGAAUACCAAUUGAUGAAGCAAGAAUUUUCGAAUCUCUCACGUGGAAAAAACAUUGAAUGGAGCACUACAGAAUCAUCAGAUGACGUUGAAAAACAAGACCUUGAGGAAGCUUCAGAUGAAGAGGAAACUCACUUUUUUGACACAAAUGAGUAUUUUUCUGAACCAACUAUUAGUUGUGAAUCAGUAGGUGUAGAUCACACGGAUAAUGAUCCAAGAUUGAAAAACCAAACCAAUGACUUGAACAAGGCAGAUGCAAAGAAAAGUGUAUUUGCUUGUAGAUACCCACAAGUCGAAAGACGAAAUCGGCUACCAGAUCCUGUUGACAAAGAGAAAGGGGUUAGUCUGUGGUCUAUGAUCAAAGAUAACAUUGGAAAAGAUUUGAGCAGAGUAUGUCUCCCUGUAUAUUUUAACGAACCAUUGUCAUCCCUGCAAAAGUGUUUUGAAGACUUCGAGUACUCUUAUCUUUUGGAUCAGGCAUAUGAGCAUGGGAAAGCGGGAAACAGCCUUCAGAGAAUUUUGUAUGUUGCAGCUUUUGCUGUUUCUGGAUAUGCUUCAUCAGAAGGCAGACACUGUAAACCCUUCAACCCUUUAUUGGGUGAGACUUAUGAAGCUGAUUAUCCUGAAAAAGGAGUACGUUUUUUCUCAGAGAAGGUCAGUCACCACCCUACACUCAUAGCCUGUCAUUGUGAAGGUAAAGGCUGGAAAUUCUGGGGUGACAGUAACCUUAGAUCAAAAUUUUGGGGGAGAUCUAUUCAACUUGAUCCAGUCGGAACUCUGACUUUAGAGUUUGAUGAUGGGGAGAUAUUCCAGUGGAACAAGGUGUGUGCAACCUGUCUUUAUCACGAGUAA
Olea europaea var. sylvestris is the source of this 1933-nucleotide messenger RNA. Its product is annotated as oxysterol-binding protein-related protein 2A-like. The record is from RefSeq and is a predicted model, not a curated record. Gene Ontology annotation, cellular component: intracellular membrane-bounded organelle; membrane; cytosol. The transcript is spliced from 7 exons. Lineage: Eukaryota; Viridiplantae; Streptophyta; Magnoliopsida; Lamiales; Oleaceae. Gene Ontology annotation, molecular function: sterol binding. Bases 302 to 1933 code for a protein of 543 amino acids.